UGCUGCGGUAGCCAGACAGCAGCAGCACGGAGAGCCAACACCGGGGAUGGUCUCUUCAUUUUUUUUUACAAAACAUCAACGUUGCAUCUCCACAAAAUGAAGUUUCCUUACUCAUAGAUUCACGAGGAUAUGGUGAGAGAAGGUGUCCCACGCUGCAGUAGUGGAAGAGUGACAUGCUGGCCUGUCUGCCAGCAUCAGGUGACCCUACCCUCAGAAUUCUCUCCCGCACGCAGAUGAACACUGGACUUCAGAAAUGGGAAACUACACAGAAGAUGAGAUCUGCCAGCUAUCCAACCCCAGCAGAGUUGGAUGCCUAUGCUAAGAAAGUUGCCAACAACCCACUAUCCAUCCAGAUCUUCCCCAACAGUGUCAAAGUACCUCAAAGGAAGCACAUUCGCCGUACAGUCAACGGGCUCGACACGUCGUCCAGCCAGCGCCACAGUCCCUACCCCUCUCAGGUCAGCUCCAGUCGGGGUCUGCUGGCUGUCCUGCGUGCGCCCGCCAAAGGCGUCAUCAAAGAGUCGGACGGCAGCCGCGCCCGACAGCUUCACAAAGUCGUCAUGGACCCUCACAGCGGGCCGUACGCCACUCAAAGCACUUUAAAUCUUCCUCAGCCUGCUCCUCACCUACAGGGUCAGUCUCAGCCUCAGCCUGCUCCUCACCUACAGGGUCAGUCUCAGCCUCAGCCUGCUCCUCACCUACAGGGUCAGUCUCAGCCUCAGCCUGCUCCUCACCUACAGGGUCAGUCUCAGCCUGCUCCUCAUCUACAGGGUCAGUCUCAGCCUGCAGCCCAGAAGCAGGGCAUGGUUCACCCGCAGGCGCUUCAGCAAAACAUGGCUCAUCCAAUGACUUUACAGCAGCCUCAAACGAUGCCUCACCCACAGGCUUUACAGCAGAGGAGCAUGGCUCAUUCACAAGCUAUGCAGCGUCAGCAGAGUUUGUCCCAGGUUCAGCCUUCACAGCAAAGGUUGGCUCAUCCCCCAGGCCUCCAGAGGCAGCAGAGUGCACCUCACACCCAGGCCCUGCAGCACCAGAACCAGAACCAGAACCAGUCUGCUCCACCUGCCGCUCAGCAGCAGCAUCUUUCUCAUCUGCAGACACUGAAGCAUCCGACGGCUCCUCCGCAAGCUUUACUUUCACAACACUCACUGACUCAGGACCUGCGCCACAUGUCUGAUGGGGCUCACCUUCCCAGCCUGCAGCACACCCAGGGGCUGGUUGGCUCACAGCCCCUUCCCCAGGCACAGGGUACAGGAACUCCUACCAUGCCUAAUAGCCUCCAGCAGCCCCCACCAGGGGCAUACGGGCCCCGGAAGCUCCCUGACGCAGAUGCCCCACCAAAUGUAACUGUAUCUACCUCCACCAUCCCACUGUCGAUGGCAUCCAGCCUGCAUCAGAACCGGCCCAGUGACCUGAGCAGCAUUGUGCAACAAAUCAACCAGUUGUGCCAGGCACGGGCGGGUAUGGGCGCCACCUCAGUCUGUGAGGGCCAGAUCGCAAACCCUAGCCCCAUCAGCCGCAACCUGCUGAUCAACGCCAGCUCCAGGGUGUCCUGUCACCACCCGGGGCUGGGCUCUGGGCCUAGCUGCCACAUGAUGGGACCCCUGGACAAAGCUACAGCUCACACUCCCAAUGCUGCGCUGCAUUCACAGCCCAAUACAUCUGCCUUUCAUGCAGACCCAGAGAGGCUCCAGCUGCAGCAGCAGCACCAUCAUCUCCAUCAGCAGAAACAGCAGCAGCAGCAGCAGCAGCAGUUACAGCAGCACCAACACCUACAACAGCAGCUGCAGAUGCAGCAGCAGCAGCAGCAGCAGCGCUCCUGGGCGCAGCAUCAGAUGGCUCACAUGCAGCAGCCCCCUGAGGGGGCCCAUCCCUGCAAGAACCCAAGGAUGGAGCCUCCCACUGAGUGUGCUUUCCCGUCUCGAAACCUAAAUUAUUCCCACAAGCUCCCCAACACUGCACAGUCCUUUCCUUUAAAACACCCUGCAGAAAAACUCCCACCCUCCUCCCCCGUUAACUGCCCUGUGGGGUCUAUGCCUUACAUUAAUGACCACUACAUGCAGCCGCAGUGGGGCAGCAUGCCAGCCACAGCAGGUCACAAUGGAUCAGGCCCUCAGGACCUCCCAGUGUCUUUCCAGGGAGGGCAGGCUGCUGCCUCCACAGACCGCAUCCCAGGGGCCAAGUACAGGCCAGGGAAGGAGGGGCCCCCUGCUCAGUCCAAGUUGAUGCAGAAUGUGGAUUUCUUAGGAGGAGAGUUCCAGAUGCCCAGCUUUCAGGAGCAGAACAUGGAGCAUGUGCUGGAGAAGAUGCACAGGUCAGCCAUGAGCCAGGUUCAGGAGCCCAACAAUGGUGGGGGUGUUCACGCUCAUCACCCAGGCUAUCGCUAGAGCGUGCUCCGAUCCCCGCUUGGUGUGUUUGGGUUUUUCUCAACAGCUAUUUUCAGCUUCUGUGGUUUAUUCUUUAAGAUCUUGCAAGUGAUCAAUUAAAUGUGAAGCUUCAGAGCUUGAUUAGACUCACCAGGUUGUGAUCUCUCACAACAUACUCAGGUCUUAAGCCAUGUCGUACCUUUGUUGCAGAUGAUGGGUUUUUGAGAUUGUCGUCCACUGUUGAGUAGAUUUCCUAUUUUCAUCACUGGCAUGGAUGUGCUGCUCUUUGUUCCUGUAUAUAUGGUGUUUUUAAAAUAUUGAUUUGCAGCUGAGAAUAUGCUUGCCAUGAUUGUCACAGUGCUUUAGGUUGACUUUUUUUUUAAGCAUUUGUGGCCUUAAAACUGCCCAAAGGCAAGAUUUAGGAUGUCCAUGUGUAAUGUUUUUAUUUGCAAUUAUUUAUCCUCGUAACUGGUUUGUGAUCCAUUUUAAACAAGAAGGUUACAUGUAUAUGCAAUUAAUGAGACUGUUGAUAGGAUUUUUCUCCCAUGGUUGAGGUGUACACCUGCUUCUAUCAGGAAUACAACAAGGCUUCUAAACUGCACUGAUUGGUUCAGGUAGUUGUUGUUCCAUCGCUGAUCAGUGUGCGGAAAUGACUAACUAUCACUGUUAAAGAGAAUCAAAAAUAUAGAUUUGUUCUCCUUACCUGUAGUGGUAUUCAUCAUGUAGAAUGUUAAGGGACAGCCAAUGGGUGUGAGCCUCAUCCACAUGUAGCCGCAUGCUUCCCUAUGCGCUGUGAUACUGUUGGUUGAUGGACCAAGUUCCAACUAGUUCCAUUAGCCACAAACACCAAAACAAUCCAGAUUAAUUCAUACUAAAGUGAUGAGGAAAAUAUAUUUUUGAUUCUUUGGUGAACUUUACCCCAUUUCAAACUGAAUUAAAUGUAAAAUAAAACAGUCAGCACUAGCAAAAACGGUAACGUUCUCUAAUGAGUUUCUCAAGUUGCUAGUGGUUUCUCUUGCAUUUGGAAAGUCUAAAGUGCCCUCUUGUGUGUAAUCAUUUGAGAACUGAUUAUGAAGUAGUUAUUUGAUUAGUUUGUUGUUUCUUUAGAUGGUCCUACUUGAACUGUAGAAAUUACUUUUCAAAUGUUAUGCCUAACAUUUGGCAAAAGGAGCAGAACCACCAUUAGCCCUAUUUGUCUUUAGCUAAUGUGAAACCCAACGGCAUCCCAUUUAAUGUUAAAAUGGUGUGUGUAUGUCAGUGUGUGAACGUUAAUUGAUCACUUGCAAGCAUGCAAGUACUUCAAAUUCUGCAACACAUUUCCUCACCACUUUGCUACUGUAACACAAGUGAACUGAUGUGGGGGGGACAUUAUCUGUGUGGCUUGUGGGGGGCUGUUCAUCUACUAAUCACUGGCCCCACCCCGUGUUGUAUCUGCUACCUAUAAAGGAAAAAAAGUGUAACAUUUAAUGCAGGUUAUGUGUUGCUAGAUGUGUCUAGCAUGAACCAAUGGACCCAUGUCCUCCAGUCCCCGGCUGGUCUGAUGUUGUCCGGGCUAACGUCGCUCUGCUAGCCUCAAGCCUUCUGGAAAAGCCUUAAAUGUCACAGUAGUUCUUCUCUUCUUUAUACAAACCUUAACUGACUUCCUUUGCCAGGAUCACAACUUAGUUAUGGCUUUAUUAUGGAAUCCUAUUUCCGCCAGUAAAAGGAAAAUCUAAAAUUAGCCUUGUCAUGAGAAUAUUUUGACUAUAUUUUCCAUCACAGACUUAUGUCCACUACCUAUCUUUUUGUUGUUUGGUUAUUUUGAGAACGUUUCUUAGGAUCAUUUUCCUUUAUCACAUUGGCAGAAAUUGGCUUCCAUACAUCAUUGUAAGAAUGAGUAAAUAUUAGUUUCUGAGCGUUGGUUCAUUUGAAAUCAGUACUGUCGGAUCAUUGGGCAGUGUUCAUAUGAUUAGGCUAUGGCCUUGAUUUGAAUUAUUACGGUAAUAAUGCUACUCAUAUGUGUUGGUAGAUUACCCAUCCUACUGUCUGAAAUGUUGCCUAUCAAGGAUUUAAGAUGAUAUAAUAGCAUUUAGCAGAGUUAAUGGUUUGUAGAACAGGGCUGUAGCAGUUACUUUAAAGUAUUUGGACUGUUUUAGUUGUUGUUGUUAAUAAAUAUCCUGAUAUAGUUUAAUUUAUUGUUUUUUGGUCCACUGCAUCCUGAAGCCAUAGGUGUUUCCACAUUAGGUGCCACAUGUUGAUGCAGACAGUGUGAACUGAUGUGUCUGCGCUCUGUGGCAAAUAAGGGGUUUGCAUCCACGCUUUAAUCUGUAGUCUUUCACACCGCAGAGUCUUUUAUCCUCUGCACCGUUGGCAGGAUACAGUACAGGUCAAAAGGGAGAAGAGAUGGCGCGAUGAUCCGUGAUCUCCAGAGCUGAGAUGCAGACUGUAGCCUUUCUGGAUUUUGGUCGACAUACUUGUUUUUUUGUUUUUGUUUCCCGGCUUUCAUUUUUGAUGUGCCUGCCACUUAAAGCUGCUAUUGACUUUAAUCUUAACACACACUAGUAUGAUUUGUGUGUGCGUGUGAAUGAAUAGUAAUUGAUGUAUGGGCUGUAUUUGUGACAAUAAGUUCCUAUUUAUGGGAAGGGUCAACUCAAAUGCUGGUACUUUUUGCUAGUGUUUAUUCUUUAUUUUAAAUGUAUAAUAACUGACCAGAGUAGCUUUCAUCAGUUUGACCCAUCUGUUGGGGUUUCUAAUGGGAUGGUUUGGAUGGUUUUAAGAAGAGUUGUAUAUGGUAUUCAUGUGUAUUACUACCUACAGUAGAUGUUGUUCAGCACCCCCCAGUUUGGGGAAAAUACAGGAGUACCAGCUCAGAAGCAGAGCAGUGUACUGCUGUAGAGGGGGGCAGCAACAUGUAUUUAAGCCCCUAAAGAAAGGACAUUCUAAAAAAAGAAUGCAUUGGAAUACUUUAUAAAGAAUACUUCCUGCUGUACCUUGCCUUCAAACGCCCGUCAGACUGAAGCCCUUAUUAAUGCCCUCUUCAAUGCCACCAGACUCCUGUGAUACAACAGAUUUGACCCUGAACACAAGAGCUGCUGGUGUACCGCUCAAUCGGUUAGUUUGUUUGUUAUAUUGUUGUUUUACAGUUUAGUUUGGAAUAACCAAAGCCACACAAUAACACACAAACUAACUGAUCGAUGCAGCGGGAGACCAGCAUUAGGGAACUACAGACUAUGAAAAAGUACCUGACAUGACCCCACCUGAAACAUCCAAACUAUCCUUGUAACUUUAAAUCAACACUAAACAUUAGACAGUGCUGCCCUGUUUAUUUCUGACCCGCCUGGUCACAGCCCGACACCGUCAGGUUCUACAGUUUCAUAUGAAGUGCCUCCACUGGGCGUAGUAUGGAGAAGUGUGUGAAUGGGUGCGUGUGUCUGUAUGUUAAGCUUGGGUACUUGCACACAGGCGUGCACACUGACUAACGUGCACAAAGUUAAUCUCUGAUGGGGGACCAAGCUACUUAGGGUAACUACUGAUACUGUGUGAUGGACUGAAGUCCUGAAGUGUGCCACGAGUCCCAGAGGCUGUCGGGACUGUGAACUGUUGCUGCUGACUCACUGACCAAAGUGACAGAGCGUCCCUCUCUGGACCACCGGCCUCCAGCUGGGUUGGGAACUUAUGUUCUAACAGUAAUAAGCAAAACCCUGGUGACAAAGGAGAGCUGCAGCCCUCCUUUGGACGGUUAAAGAAAACCUUGUGAAGUAAAGUGUAAAGAUGUGAACGGAAUAAACAUUUUUUAGAGUGAGUUGUUUCUGCCUGCACCUUACAGCCCACAAAGCAAGAUUCAGAUGUUUCCCUUGAACCUUUGAUCUUUGGAUCCAUUUCACAAUGUAAUCCUCCAGCAGAGACGUGCUCACAGUGCAUGUCAGUACUGGAGGAGUCAGCUCAUCCUGUUAGCUGACUGAUGGCAAUAUUUAUUGGGCUGCGGGUAUCAAACAACUCUCUAGAUUUGUUUUACUCCCAUUAGUAUGGCUGUCUUUGAUCUCAAAGAUGUGUCAUGUUGUGAACGGUGGUGGAGGGGGGCUUACUUUCUCUACUUUGUGAAAAUGUGAUUUUCCAGUUUUGCCUAACCUUCAGGAAUAAAAUGUCUUGCACAAACAUUCCCCCUAACCAAAAUAAAGUUUGCAAACACAAAG
Trematomus bernacchii (emerald rockcod) is the source of this 6538-nucleotide messenger RNA. RefSeq names its product protein FAM222B-like. NCBI's taxonomy places the organism in Eukaryota, Metazoa, Chordata, Actinopteri, Perciformes, Nototheniidae. The transcript is spliced from 4 exons. Bases 174 to 2387 code for a protein of 737 amino acids. The record is from RefSeq and is a predicted model, not a curated record.